AUGGAGAAGAGAGGAAGCGCUGAAUUGCUAGCAGAUAAUUCGAAGAAUGCGAGCACGGAUUCAUUAAACUCCAGCAAAAGCAGCUCGCUCAACUCAAAAAUAGGCCAUGAAUCGAACUUGGGCGAUAGCGGGCCGCCAUUGUUAAACGGAGAGCGCCGCCAAGGAGUCGCAAGGGAAGUGACGUACCUCUGCCCCUACUCAGGGCCCUCUCGCGGGGUUCUAACUGUAACAAACUACAAGCUGUACUUCCGUUCGAGCGACCGUGAAACUCCGUACACAGUAGAGGUUCCACUGGGCGUGAUUUCGCGAAUAGAAAAAGUGGGCGGAGCCUCGUCUAGGGGCGAAAACUCCUACGGAAUCGAAGUGUUCUGCAAGGACAUGCGGAAUUUGCGGUUCGCACACAAGCAGGAGAACCAUUCAAGGCGAGACGUGUUCGAGAAACUCCACCAGUACUCGUUUCCGCUGAGCCACAAACUUCCGCUGUUCGCGUUCGAGUACUCGGAGACCUUUCCGGAGAACGGAUGGGCGGUCUACGAGCCAAUCGCGGAGCUCAAGAGAAUGGGCGUCAAUAAUGACAUGUGGAAGAUCACGAGGAUCAACGACAGUUACGCCAUCUGCGAUUCUUACCCCGCGAUCUGGGCGGUUCCUACGGCGGCUACUGACGAGGAUUUAGCGGCUAGUGCGGCUUUUAGGAGCAGGGGGCGCCUUCCGGUUCUUUCUUGGAUCCAUCCGGAGUCUCAAGCAACCAUCACCAGGUGCGCGCAACCUCUUGUGGGCGUCGCCGCUAAAAGGAGCCCCGAAGACGAAAGGUAUGUUCAGCUGAUCAUGGACGCUAAUGCGCAGAGUCACAAACUGUUCAUCAUGGACGCUCGGCCCAUGCCCAAUGCCAUUGCCAAUCGCGCCAAAGGGGGCGGGUACGAGUCCGAAGACGCCUACCAGAACGCCGAACUCGUUUUUUUGGAUAUUCAUAAUAUUCAUGUGAUGAGGGAGAGCAUGCGGAAGCUCACGGAACUGUGCUUUCCGACUAUUGAUGAGACUAAAUGGCUCUCUGGGAUUGAGGCUACCAUGUGGCUCAAGCAUCUUAAGUGCAUUUUGUUUGGAGCUGUCGAAAGUCACAAAACAUCAGUGUUAGUUCAUUGUUCCGACGGUUGGGACAGGACAGUUCAACUCACAGCCUUAGCAAUGUUACUCUUGGACCCCUACUACAGGACCAUAAAAGGGUUCGAAGUGCUGAUCGAGAAAGAAUGGCUGUCUUUUGGCCACAAAUUCUCCCAGAGGAUUGGUCACGGGGACGAGCAUCACAGCGACGCAGACAGAAGCCCGGUGUUCCUCCAGUUCAUCGACUGCGUCUGGCAGAUCACCCAGCAGUUCCCGAACGCCUUCCAGUUCAACGAGCACUUCCUGGUGACUAUCCUGGACCACCUCUACAGCUGCAGGUUCGGAACUUUCCUCUUCAGCAGCGAGAGGGAAAGAGUCGCUGAAGGAGUCAAGCAGAGAACGGUGUCGCUCUGGUCGAUGAUCAAUUCUCAGCUCGCGUUAUACAUGAACCCCCUCUACUGGGCCGGGUAUCAGACGGUGCUGCUGCCUACCGCCAGUAUGAGGUACGUCAAGCUCUGGAAGGGGCUCUACUGUCGCUGGAACCCCAGUAUGCGGCAACAGGACCCUGUUUAUCAGAGGACCAGAGAGUUGCUCGUCUUGAAAGAACAGUUGGAGAAGCAGGCUGAGGAGUGCAGGAAGGAACUUAAUGUCCGGGCUACCAGGAAUCAGAGGAUCCAAAUUCAUAGUUAA
Messenger RNA from Cotesia congregata, 1788 nucleotides. The record is from the annotation of a GenBank genome assembly. NCBI's taxonomy places the organism in Eukaryota, Metazoa, Arthropoda, Insecta, Hymenoptera, Braconidae.